Molecule: messenger RNA, 2713 nt
Organism: Cornus florida
Lineage: Eukaryota; Viridiplantae; Streptophyta; Magnoliopsida; Cornales; Cornaceae
Product: zinc finger CCCH domain-containing protein 17
Exons: 3
Coding region: 292-2457 (721 amino acids)
Molecular function (GO): metal ion binding
Source: RefSeq, a predicted model, not a curated record
ACCUUAAAAAAAAACAAGGUACUCGGCUUAGGCUAAAGGCCACAUAGAUACAUGCGCUCCGUUUCUGUUUCUGCCCAAUCUCUAUCUCUCUCUAUCUGGCGGCUCACUUUCUCUCUCUAGAAAGUUUUCUCGCCUUUUCUCUCUCUCAAGAUCUGAUCGGUUCUUGCCGUAGCUACUAUACCAUGCGGUGAAUCGACUCUGAGCCGCCUCGUAACCCUAGAUCCUUCGGUGAUUUCUAUCUCAAGAUACAGAACUCCCUCUCUCUCUUAGGGCUAGCAUACCCAAAUCGCCAUGGUCGGGGGUGCACAACAACCUCAACUUCAAUCUCAAUCUCAACCCACAACGACAAUCCCAGCAACAACAACGACAACAACCUCGGCCGAAGAAGCCGCCUUGAAAAGGAACACCGAUUGCAUUUACUUUCUGGCUUCACCCUUAACCUGCAAGAAGGGAAGUGAGUGUGAGUAUCGCCAUAGCGACAUUGCCCGGGUUAACCCCAGGGAUUGCUGGUAUUGGUUGAAUGGUAAUUGCUUAAAUCCGAAGUGUGCAUUCCGGCAUCCACCUCUUGAUGGAUUGUUAGGAGCCCAGACACCAACUCCUGCAAGAUCUUCUAUGGCUCAGUCUCAGACUGCAGCAGCACCUGCGACGCAUGCUCAAUACAGCUCAAGUAAACAAGCAGUGCCCUGCAUCUUCUUCCAAAAAGGUCUUUGCUUAAAAGGUGACAAAUGCUCCUUCUUGCAUGCACCAAACACUACCAACAAUAAAGUCCCACAGGUAGCUGCAGCUGCACCUUUUACCGAGCCUCCCACUCCUGUGAAGACCUUUGGUGGCCUUGAAAGGUGUACUCAUGAGAAAAAGAUUUCACAAACAACUGUUCCGAUGCCCAUUGAAUUGCGCCCCAAGGCAAAACCAGUGGCAAAAGUUGAAAUUACUCUUCCAAAAAAUGUAGCUGCUGUUCAUAAGAACAUGCCACCACCUUCAGGUUUGGAUGAUGAGUUUUUAAGGUACAGACCAACUGAUGUUCCUCCUGCAAACAAUGGAGACUCGAUCAGCAGGUCUGCCCAUGUAUCAGAUAGUCACAAUAUCUUGAAUGGUAGGGAUGCGUAUCAGUUAUCAAGGGAACCCUCCCCUGGUUUUGAUGUUCUUGUCGAUGAUGAACUCGGAGAUUCUGAUUAUUAUCAUAAUGAGGAUCAAUUUGGGAGAACACAAACUCAUGAGGGAAGGAAUUCAUACCCCAUGAACGAAUAUGAUGGUGCUGAUUAUAAUGAUGUUGACCAAAAUAUUUAUCGUGAUUCACGUGGCUAUGACCCAUACGAGCGCAUGCAAGGGCAGUUUGGUUGGGAGCAGCAGCGCAGGGCUUCAUCCGAGAGGAUGGUGGGGGGUUUAGCUAAUCUGGAAAGGAGGCAAUAUCCUAGAGGUGAUAGUCCUGAUCAAAUUGAUGGGUCAGAUUUGCGACAUCGUUUAUCAAAGCAAAGGAGGGUUAAUGGUUUGAGAUCAGUUAUUAGUCAGGAGUAUGCAAAUGAUGACCGUGACGAAGAUCGCAGUUACCGGGGUUCUCGCAGGGAGGCCCGUCAUGUAACCUCGCGUGAGGGUUCCUUAAGCAGUCGCCUCCGGGGAAGAAUAAAAAUUCCAGAAAGAUCAUCUUCUCCUGUGAAUAGAUUUGAUCUGCGUGCAGAAAGGGAAAUGGAUGGGGGAAGGAUUGGUGGCAGAUUGUCACCGGGAAGGCCACAGAUUUCCUCUCACCAGGGAAGGCUUCGAGACAGAAUAAAAGGGAGACUGCAAGAGGAUUUCAAUGAUGAAGGGAGAAAUUUUAGAGGUCUGCGCAAUAAAAGAGACAUAAUAAAUGACAAUGAUGCUGAUUUUGCUGCUCCAAAGCGUCUGUCAGAGCUGAAAGUUGGGAAGAACAGUGACAGCGACGAGCAACAAAUCUACAAUCAACAAUCACUUUCCCUUGGGAGACGGAAAUACCCCACCAAGUUAGAAGGACGUCAACAGACUGAAGGCGAUCUCUCAUUUGAAGGGCCAAAGCCUCUAAGUGAGAUUCUGAAGAGAAAGAGAGUAUCUGAUGACUACGAUCAGAAGGAAAGUGUAUUGGAGGAAGCCAACCUUGUGCAUGGCAGUGAGGGAGAAUCCAAGUUCGCAGCAGAUGACAACGGUGGAUCUGCAGAAGAAGGUUUAAUUCCUACAAAAAGAAUAAAAUCAACUGAUGGCGAGUCUUCUCCACAAUGUGAAGUGAGCCAGCUUGAGAUGGAAGAUGGUAUGAUAAUAGGUGAUGAAGCUGUGGAAUAUCAUGGCACUGAAGCUUAUGAUCAGAGGGAUGGGGACUCUGAUUACGAGCAGGUUGAUGGGGAAGAUUUCAACCUAGAGGAAGGUGAACAUGCAGACCAGGAAGACGAAUAUGUGGACGAUGACGAUGGGGAUGAUUUUGCAAAGAAGAUAGGUGUCAUGUUCUCAUAAAAAGAAGAGGGUGGUUUGCUCAAACUAUGAUUAUUAGUAUUUGCAGAGGACCUGAACUUCUUUAUAGUAGCAUUCGGCUCUGAAUAAGUAAAAAAUUCAGCUGCUGUGGGUUCUUGUGCCUAGAUGUUGGAUCAUUAAGAGUCAGUCUUGUUUUUGUUUUAUUUACCUUUGUAUUAUUAGAAUCAUCUAUUUUAGCUGUAUCUAAAGUCUUGAAUUGAUUGAAUGAGAAAUUUGCUUCAGAGGCAUGACUGCAAAA